Molecule: messenger RNA, 605 nt
Organism: Helianthus annuus (common sunflower)
Lineage: Eukaryota; Viridiplantae; Streptophyta; Magnoliopsida; Asterales; Asteraceae
Product: acetyltransferase At1g77540
Exons: 2
Coding region: 48-380 (110 amino acids)
Source: RefSeq, a predicted model, not a curated record
AACUCCAACAAAAAAUUUGCAAUUUGCGUGUAAACCACAACAAAGAAAUGGCGACGGGGAGCGGCGGAGCAACGGCGGAGGCUCCGAAGAUAGUAUGGAACGAGAGGGACAAAAGGUUUGAAACAGAGGACAAGAAAGCAUACAUAGAGUACGAGUUAAGAAAUGGUGGAAAAGUUAUGGAUAUUACUCACACCUUCGUCCCCUCAAGCAAGAGGGGUUUAGGGUUAGCUUCACAUCUCUCUGUUGCCGCCUUUAAUCACGCUCAAUCCAAUAAGUUAUCCGUUAUCCCCACCUGCUCUUACAUCUCUGACACUUUUGUACCCAGAAAUCCUGCUUGGAAAUCUGUCUUGUUCUCUGAAGAUCUCAAAUCUAGCAUUUGAAGCUUACAGAUCAUCUGUUCUUUUCACAUUUGUGUUUAUAGAUGAUGAACAUACUUUUGAUGCAUGUUGAAUAAGCCAAUGCUCAUAUGUUUGUAGCAUAUUCAAAGUUCAUACCUUGCUCAAUGAUAUUGUGUACAACAAAUGUUUGCCCAUAAAUCAUUGUAACUACAAGAAUCUAUAGAACUUGUGGUAUUAAGAAAUUUAAACAUUUGUAAUCAUUAUACA